Notechis scutatus (mainland tiger snake) is the source of this 1875-nucleotide messenger RNA. It is a transcript of the gene WDR45, whose product is annotated as WD repeat domain 45. Gene Ontology annotation, molecular function: protein binding. The record is from RefSeq and is a predicted model, not a curated record. Lineage: Eukaryota; Metazoa; Chordata; Lepidosauria; Squamata; Elapidae.
GAGACUUUCGUACUUCCUAGCUUACGUGAGCGCUCUGUGCCUUGUCUCUGUGGUCUAACGGAAGUAGCUUUGGGCUGCCUGCUGUUGUUUACCCCACAUAUAGCUGAUGUCGAUGUAAAUAAAGUGGGGAAAGAAAAGAACCAAAAACACUUGUGUGCCUGCCUCAACUGAGGCUGUCCCCUCAAGUUCUUAUGGCUCAGCAACGUGGGGUCAAUAGCCUGCGCUUCAAUCAAGAUCAGAGCUAUUUCUGCUGUGCUAUGGAGACGGGUGUUCGGAUCUAUAAUGUGGAACCUCUUAUGGAGAAGGGCCACCUUGAUCACGAACAGGUGGGCAGUGUAGGGCUGGUUGAAAUGCUACACCGAUCUAAUCUCCUUGCUAUUGUAGGAGGAGGUGGCAACCCUAAAUUCUCUGAGAUCUCAGUGUUGAUCUGGGAUGAUUCUCGUGAAGGGAAGGAAGGCAAAGACAAAUUAGUAUUGGAGUUCACCUUCACCAAACCAGCACUGGCUGUUCGCAUGAGACAUGACAAAAUAAUAAUUGUGCUGCGGAAUCGAAUCUAUGUGUAUUCCUUCCCCGACAACCCCACUAAGCUCUUUGAGUUUGACACCAGGGAUAACCCCAAAGGGCUUUGUGAUCUCUGCCCCAGUUUGGAAAAGCAGCUCCUGGUUUUCCCUGGGCAUAAAUGUGGCAGUUUACAGCUUGUGGAUCUUUCAAGCACCAAGCCUGGCACCUCGUCUGCCCCAUUUACCAUCAAUGCUCAUCAGAGUGAGAUUGCCUGUAUCUCCCUCAACCAGCAGGGCACCGUUGUGGCCUCUGCCUCAAAGAAAGGAACCCUCAUCCGCCUCUUUGACACGCAGACCAAGGAGAAGCUAGUAGAGCUCAGGAGAGGGACUGAUCCAGCAACUUUGUAUUGCAUUAACUUCAGCCACGACUCUUCGUUUCUCUGUGCGUCCAGUGACAAAGGGACUGUCCAUAUCUUUGCCUUGAAAGAUACCCGAUUAAACCGCCGCUCAGCAUUGGCCCGUGUGGGAAAAGUUGGGCCCAUGAUAGGUCAGUAUGUGGAUUCUCAGUGGAGCUUGGCCAGCUUCACCGUGCCAGCGGAGUCUGCCUGCAUCUGUGCUUUUGGGAGAAACACCUCCAAGAACGUCAAUUCAGUCAUUGCUAUCUGUGUGGAUGGUACUUUCCAUAAGUAUGUCUUCACUCCUGAUGGAAAUUGCAACCGUGAGGCCUUUGAUGUCUACUUGGAUAUAUGCGACGAUGAUGACUUUUGAGUGUAGCUUUAUUCCCGUUGUUCAAGCAAAAGCAUGUGAGGCUGAAGCCUUGAAAUCCAGCGUUACACAAGCAGCAACAGGAGUUUCCUUUCCUCUCCACCUUUGCCCCCGUAUGUUCCAGAAGGUUCUUUAAUAUUCCAUAACAAAUUUGGAGGUGUGGGGGGAAGCUGCAGGGAAUGGGAAUUCUGCUGGCAGAAGACCAUCACUAGAUAUAAUGCAAAGGUUUUCAGAGUGCCGAGAUGGGAAAGGCUGAAAACAUCUUGCUAUAAGGGUGGAGUGAAUUCUGGAGAACAGCUGCAUUUUUUCUUUCUUGAUGCCACCUUUCCAGAAGUCUGUUCUUACUGCUGCUUUAGCUCAGCUGCCAUAUUCAUUUGGGACUGAGAAAUACAGACAGCUGAGUUUGGGGAGCAAGAACCUGUCAGGUCACUGUACUUCCUAUACCCUGGGACCUUUGGAGGUACGUAUCUGGAUGCACCCAACAAUGAUGGGCAUUUGGGAAGGAGGAAAAAAGGCAUAGUUAACAUUAAGAAUCAAGAACAGAUGUUUAUGUUAUUUAAUUGACAUUCUGUGAACAAUAAAGGAUGAAGGACAUUCUGAAGAACUGAAA